Molecule: messenger RNA, 419 nt
Organism: Notechis scutatus (mainland tiger snake)
Lineage: Eukaryota; Metazoa; Chordata; Lepidosauria; Squamata; Elapidae
Source: RefSeq, a predicted model, not a curated record
AUGGUCCUAAGCCCCCUUUCUUCCCAUGCCGCUGUGACUUCGAAGGGUCUCUUUAACGUUUGCCUUUCCAAUGGCGUUCGUUUGGCGCCUCUGGGCCUUGGACCUGACUUUGCUUCUCCCUUUGCUCAGGUUGGCUUCCUCAAGAUCAUGCACAAGUACGAAAUCACCUUCGUCCUGCCUUUCGUGCAGGUCCUGGGAACGGACAUUUGCCCAGCACCCCUGUCAAACCUGCAUCUUAAGGUGACUGACAUCGCGCCCAUAUCUGAAGGCUACAGGGUGAGGUGCGAAUACGUGGCCCAUAAAGAAGGGGUUCUCCACGAAGAAAUGGUCCUUUGCAGCGAGAGCAACCAUAGUGCCAGCAUCAAAGUCGUGGUGCAAGCCCGAGUGAUGGGUAAGGCUCUGCCGGAUCUCGCACCCAG